This is a messenger RNA of Benincasa hispida (wax gourd), 991 nucleotides long. RefSeq names its product gibberellin 2-oxidase 6 (gene GA2OX6). NCBI's taxonomy places the organism in Eukaryota, Viridiplantae, Streptophyta, Magnoliopsida, Cucurbitales, Cucurbitaceae. The record is from RefSeq and is a predicted model, not a curated record.
CAUGCCUUGUCCCACAGCCAUGAGGACCAAGAAAACCAAAGCUGUUGGAAUUCCCACCAUAGAUCUCUCCCAAAGCAGAGCAAUAACUUCCAAAUCCAUUGUUGAGGCUUGCCAAGACUUUGGCUUCUUUAAGCUCAUCAACCAUGGAGUCUCUGAUGAUGCCAUUGCUCAGCUUGAAAGCCAAGGAUUUGAUUUCUUUGAAAAAACCGCCCUCGAGAAGCACUGCGCCGGUCCCGCCAACCCGUUCGGCUAUGGCUGCAAAUCCAUCGGCCCCAAUGGCGACAUGGGCGACCUCGAGUACCUUCUUCUUCGCUCCGACCCUUCUUCCAUUCUCCAAUGCUCCCCUUCUAUCUCUAACCACCCUCUUACUUUCAGCCAUGUCGUGAAUGAGUAUGUUAAAAGCGUGAGAGAUUUAGGAUGCGAAAUUCUUGAUUUGGUGACUGAAGGUCUAUGGUUACCAAACAAGUCUGUAUUCAGUAAUCUCAUCAGAGACGUCCAUAAUGAUUCAGUUUUGAGGAUUAAUUACUAUCCUGGUGUCAAGCACACUGAAAAUUGGGAUCUUUCACCAAAAUCCUGCCUUUCAAAUAAUAGAAUUGGAUUUGGGGAGCAUUCUGAUCCUCAGAUCUUGACCAUCUUGAGAUCCAACGAUGUCAAUGGCCUCCAAAUCUCCUUGCAGGAUGGGAUUUGGGCGCCUGUUUGCCCUGACCCAUCUGCAUUCUAUGUCUUGAUUGGUGAUGCUUUUCAGGCAAUGACAAAUGGGAGAUUUGUAAGUGUGAGACAUAGAGCAAUGGCAAACAACUCAAAGAAUGCAAGAAUGUCAAUCAUGUACUUUGGGGCACCACCAUUGAAUGCUUGGAUUGCACCUCUAUCAGAGAUGAUGCUACCAAAUGAACAAUCUUUAUAUAAGCCUUUCACUUGGGCUCAAUACAAGAAAGCUGCUUAUUCUCUUAGAUUAGCUGAUUCUCGUCUCGAUCUCUUCAAAACUUCGUAA